Molecule: messenger RNA, 1306 nt
Organism: Carica papaya (papaya)
Lineage: Eukaryota; Viridiplantae; Streptophyta; Magnoliopsida; Brassicales; Caricaceae
Source: RefSeq, a predicted model, not a curated record
CGCGUAAUACAAAUCUUUAAAUACCUCACCACUCAAUCCAAUUCCACAAAACAAAAGCAAACCAAAGACGCAGCAUUUUAGCUCCAUUAACAGACCUUCCUCAACCAUCCCAGACAUGGCUGAAACCACACCUCACAAACAAGAAGUUCAAGUAGUACAAAUCCCAGUUCAUCACUCAACGGAGCAGUUCCAAGUUCUCCCACCACCAACUCAUAAAGAACGAAAAUGGUGGGUUUUGGUUGUUUUCUGCGUAGCUUUGCUCAUAGUAGGCCAAUUCUGCGGCAGAAUCCUUCAAAAUAUUUUCAUCAAUGAAGGAGGAAGAGGAACAUGGAUGAUUGCUCUCAUUCAAACCGCUGGAUUUCCCAUCUUAAUCCUCCCAUAUCUUCUCCUCUUUCUCUGUUUAAUUUACCUCUUCCUCGGAACCCUCUUAGCUGCUUCAACCAUGUUAUACUCAGUCGGAAUCUUGUACAUUUCUGUCAGUAGAUUCGCUGGAAUUAGCGCAACGCAGUUAUUUUACACCCUUACAUUUUCCUACCUCAUCAAUCACCAUAAAGUCUCCAACUUUAUAAGUCUCUCUGCAGUUCUGAUCACUCUAUCAGCCGUCUUUUCAACAAUCAACGGCUAUUCCUUUCCGGGUAAGCCAAGCACGGGUUCACCCAUUCCCGCCAUCGGUCACCCGCUCACUCAAAUUGCAUCAAUUGCUUUCUGUUUGAUGCUUUCCCUAAUGCGAUUAAGCUUCGACAAAGUGAUAUUAAAAAGGACGAACAAGACGAGGGUUAGAGCUGUGUUGGAAAUGCAGAUUUUCACAGCAAUGGUGGCUUCGAUCAUUCUGGUUAUAGGGUUAUUGGCAACAUCUGAAAGGACGAGUACUCUAAGCUUCGUUUCAGGGUUCAACAAAGGGACGAAAGGUUACGUGUUGAUUUUGGUAGGGGCUGGUUUGGGUUGGCAAGCUUUCUCUGUUGGAGCUGUGGGUUUGGUUCUGUUGGUUUCGCCAUUUUUCUCGAAUGUGGUUAAUGUGUUUGUGAUGCCAUUUUUACCAGUAGUUGCAGCUCUGUUCUUUGAUGGGUCAAUGUCGGUGUGGAAGAUAAUCGCCAUGCCUUUGGCUCUGGUGGGUUUUGGGUUUUACCUUUAUCAGCUUUAUAGGUUUGAAGAUGGAGAGACUGGAGAAGAAGGUUCGGAACAGAACGAGGGUGAAGCCUAAGAUUAACAUUUAUUAAUUUUUUCUGUUAAUUGUGUAGUGUAAUUUGAAAUAUUCGUCUUUUAUGAUGCUGUGAUUUUUUUUUUAUAUUUAUUUUGUAGUGGAAAA